AUGUUUUACCGGCUAUUAAUUUUGAUUUUUUUAAUAGUUAUAAUAGAUUGUGAAGUGAACAAUACAGAUCAGUGUCCUAAUGUGAAAACGCAUUUAGGUUCGAUAAGGAAACGAAGACAUUUGACAUUCCCUGAUGGUAGUAAUGUUGUUCUUACAAUUUCUGUUGUAAAGGCAUUCAUGACUCACGCUCCGUCAGGAUGGAAUUUGGUCUUAGAAAUCGAUGUCCUAUAUCCCCUACCUGAUGCCAAUUUCACUAAUGCACAUUAUAGAAGAAAACUACAUCACAGACAGAAAAGGGAAUUCUGGGAGAGAGUACGUUCAGCUUUGGAAUUUCAUAAUCUAAACGGCCGUGCAUGCAUCCUGAGAAGCAUUUGUGAGGCAAAGACGUACCUUGCGGAGCCCGGAAGAUCAUUAGUGCACGACAUUUUGAAAGCUAUUUUCACGGCCCCUCUGCACGAGGCUGACUUUAUGGAGGAAGUGAGUGGAACUUACAAUGAGUUACUUAACCCUGAUUUCUGCGAGACCGACUACGAUUGCCCUUUUUCCCUUCUACAUUUCGUUUUGGCUUUGAACAAACAAAAGUAUUGA
This is a messenger RNA of Papilio machaon (common yellow swallowtail), 588 nucleotides long. RefSeq lists its product as uncharacterized. The record is from RefSeq and is a predicted model, not a curated record. The transcript is spliced from 4 exons. The coding region runs from base 1 to 588 and encodes 195 amino acids. Lineage: Eukaryota; Metazoa; Arthropoda; Insecta; Lepidoptera; Papilionidae.